This is a messenger RNA of Contarinia nasturtii (swede midge), 2531 nucleotides long. RefSeq names its product ATP-binding cassette sub-family F member 3-like. Lineage: Eukaryota; Metazoa; Arthropoda; Insecta; Diptera; Cecidomyiidae. Gene Ontology annotation, molecular function: ATP binding; ATP hydrolysis activity. The transcript is spliced from 8 exons. Bases 342 to 2471 code for a protein of 709 amino acids. The record is from RefSeq and is a predicted model, not a curated record.
AUUGCUUAGAAAGUUUUGAUGAACAUCUAAUUUUCUUAAUGAAUUUUGGCAUAAGUGAGACAUUAUCGAUGAAAUUUCUUUGAUGAGUUAAUAUUAUUGAAAAAGGAAUUCAUUACUUCUCGCAACUCACUGAAAAGAUACACAAAUUUAGAACUUUCGGUUAAUAUUUCGUGUAUCAAUAAGAACAUUGUACCAAGUGAUUUAGAAUCUUGCUCUUUGUGUAUAUAUUAAUUUGGAGUAGAUGUUUAUGUACUAUUUUUUAAAGUUCAAUCAUAAAAGAAUUUGAAUUGAAAGAAUUGAGGAUUUUUUAUUAAAAAAAUAAAAAAUAAAUAAAUUCAACAAUGUCCACAGCCAAGUGUGCUAGUCUUUUAAAGCAAGAGUUUCCAUCGAUUGACAAUGAAAUGAAACAAUAUAUCGAAGGUGUACUCGAUAGCGGAAUGGACGAUUUUGACAGCAGCGAUGACUUAUAUGAUGCAAUUGGUGCGAUUUUGCAUGAAGUGUCAGAAGAAAAGUCCGAAAAUGAUAUCAGGGAUUUAUGUGAGCAAUUGCUGUGUUUGAUGAAACCGAGCGAGAACAAGAAGAGUGGCACCCAAAAAGUUCUUGAUGCACCAAUAAAUAUUGCCGAGAUGGCUGCCAAUAAUAUAACUAAUGUAACCGAUGUGUCUAGCAUUUGGGUAAUAAAUCGUGAUGACAAUUUGAAAGUUGACUCGAAGAAAUUGGAAAAGGCACAACAAAAAUUACAACAAAAACAGGAAAAACGAUCGGAAGCGCCAAAAGCACCUGUAAUGCCAUUGCAAUUACAAACGGCCACCGCAUCACAAGUCAUCAAUAAGAAGGAAAGCCAAAUGGAUGCAAAAGGCACAAAUCGCUCCAUGGAUAUUCGAAUAGAAAAUUUUGAUGUUUCCUUUGGUAAUAAAGUCUUACUACAAAAUGCUGAUUUACUAUUGGCGCAUGGCAGACGAUACGGUUUGGUUGGACGGAAUGGACUUGGUAAAACUACGUUGUUACGAAUGAUUUCGGGAAAACAAUUACAAAUCCCAGCACAUAUAUCGAUAUUACAUGUAGAACAAGAGGUUAUCGGUGAUGAUACGACCGCAUUGAAUAGUGUACUCGAAUGUGAUUUUGAGCGAACACGAUUGUUAGCAGAAGAAAAGAAAAUUAAUAUCGAAAUCAAUGUAGGCUCAUCAAAUCCUGAACUCAAUAAAAAACUAACUGAAGUAUAUGCGGCCCUUGAAAAUAUUGACGCUGACAAAGCACCAGCUCGUGCAUCUGUUAUUUUGAAUGGCUUAGGUUUCAAUAAAGAUAUGCAAGCACGUGCAACAAAAACUUUUUCAGGCGGUUGGAGAAUGCGUUUAGCAUUAGCUCGUGCCCUAUUUUCGCGGCCCGAUUUACUGUUGCUUGACGAACCAACUAACAUGUUGGAUAUAAAAGCAAUCAUUUGGUUGGAAAAUUAUUUACAAAAUUGGCCAUCAACGCUUCUGGUUGUGUCUCAUGAUCGCAAUUUUUUGGACACCGUUCCAACUGAUAUUCUUCAUUUGCAUACACAACGAAUCGAUGUUUAUCGUGGAAACUAUGAGCAGUUUGAUAAAACACGUACCGAAAAAUUAAAAUCGCAACGUCGUGAAUUUGAAGCACAAUUAGCGCAUCGACAACAUGUACAAGAAUUCAUUGAUCGUUUUCGAUAUAAUGCCAAUCGCGCGGCUAGUGUACAGUCCAAGAUCAAAAUGCUGGAGAAAUUGCCUGAAUUGAAACCUGUGGAAAAAGAAAUCGAAGUAGUAAUCAAAUUCCCAGAUGUUGAACCGCUAAAUCCACCGGUGUUGACACUCAACGAAAUUGCAUUCAAAUACAAUAAAGACAAAGUAAUUUUCACAUGUGUAAAUUUGUGUGCCAAUUUAGAUUCACGAAUUUGUAUUGUUGGUGAAAAUGGUGCAGGUAAAACAACACUGUUAAAAAUAAUUAUGGGCAUUUUAUCGUCAACAAGUGGAACAAUAUCACAGCAUCGUGGCUUAAAAAUUGGUUACUUCGCCCAACACCAUGUUGAUCAAUUGAAUAUGAAUACAACAUGCGUUGGCCUUUUACAAGAAGCAAUCCCCGGUCGUCCCGUUGAGGAGUAUCGACGUCAAUUGGGUGGUUUUGGGAUAUCUGGUGAUUUAGCUUUACAAUUAGUAGCCAGUUUAUCUGGUGGACAAAAAUCACGUGUCACAUUGGCCAAAAUGUGUAUGGCACGACCAAAUUUCCUAAUUCUUGACGAGCCGACCAAUCACUUGGAUAUUGAAACAAUUGCCGCACUGGGCAAAGCGUUGACAGAAUUCAAAGGUGGUCUUGUGCUGGUUUCGCACGAUGAACGUCUCAUUCGAAUGGUUUGCAAAGAAUUAUGGGUCUGUGGAAACGGUACGGUUACCAAUAUUGAAGGCGGUAUUGAUUAUUACAAACAACUUAUUUUGGCCGAAUUGAACGAAGCCACAAAAUAAAAUAAUAACCGGCUUAAAAUACCAAGAAUACCUGUUUAUAUAUAAAUAAUUUGAUUUUAU